AUGGAUCCUUAUUCGUGGUGUAAAGACUUAUUGACUCCUAAAACCUUUAACAGGUUCAGUUUUGUGGCAAAUGUUUGUUGGAUUAUAAUCGCAAUAGUGUUUCUUGCAAUAUUUUCGGACACGGAAAACAAUGAACCGAGGUUUGACUGGAGUUGUGCUUUGAACAGUGCUGAUGCCGAUGACUCCAUAGAAGGAAAUUGUUUCGUGAAAUACGAAGGGUUGUACAACAAACUCUCUGUUCCUCCUUACCUUUUCGUCUUUGGGAACUUCUCUCUUCCUCUCAUUGUUUGUGCGAUAUAUGCAGCAUUGGCUAAGCCAAGAGUGACAAAAGUGAGUUCUCUUGUAAACAGAGCGGACGUCGAAAGAGGACAGGAUGAAACGGUGAACUCAAGUCGUCAAAGAAAACUCUUCACAGCAUACUUUUGUCAACUUAUCACCAGGCUCUGUCUCGGGAUUGUGUUUAUCGUCUUUCUGCAAACUGAACUAUUUUAUCCUCGUAAAUUUCCUUCAAACUUCAAGUGUAAUGUCACGAGAGGAGCAGUUAAUCAAACAGCUAAUGCAACUGGGAACGCACAAACUCAAACAUAUGAAUGUAACACUAAGCGAGCACAUAAGAAGACCUCGUAUAUGUAUGCCUUACGCGGAGUUGAUGGAUUUUUUGAAUUUAUUCUUUUACUUGAGAUUUUUAUCAUUUUGUCGCGUGUAAGAAAAGGAAAACAGUUCAUGAAUGACCAACAGUUUUAUACUGAUCAUCUUAAAUCGAAUUAUGAUCCCCAGAAAGAGUCUUCUGGUGAACAAAAUUCACGACAAGAAAUAACUCUGACGCUUAUAUCACAACCAGAAUUGCAAGAUUCACAGGAGGAAGAAAAUCGCGAAAUACUGGAAACAGAACAUUUACCUCAGUUACAAAAUUGUUUAAAGCGCAUGAAGAAAAGUGUCUUACAGACCACCGAUCGACUUAGAGAUCUCUCUUCACCCUUCAAACCGAACCCGGGCGAAGGCGAUAAACCUAAAGAUCUUAAACUGGACCAAAUUUAUACUAAGUUAAUUAUUCAUCCUGGAAGAGCCUAUUAUCACUUUUCUGAAAACAGGCGAGAACAGCUACAAGUGUACCCCAAACCAGAGGAAAAUUUACCACCGAAAGGACCCGGAGACAUUGUUGAUGAUCAGCACAAGAAUAUUCUUAUCGUUGGUCGCCCUGGAAUUGGCAAAACGCUGUUUUGCACAAAGUUUAUGCGCGACUGGGCAAGCGACCGCUUAUUCGAUGAAGCGCAAAAUUCAGAAUUACGAUUUGACGUUGCUUUCCUCGUUAAAUUUAGGAGACUGAACUCUGCUGCAGAGCUUAACCUUCGAGAACUUUUGAAUAAAUCAGAAUUUUCAACACAUAUGAAUGAUGUGGUAUGGAACUACAUUCGUGAAAACCCAAGCAAAGUGCUUUUUAUUUUCGAUGGAAUUGACGAAUUCUCUGCAAGGAAAAACAUACAAGAAGAUGACUCUAUUUAUGAAAACACUGUGGAAGCUAAAAUGCCUUUAUAUGCUUUGUACACGAAAAUUGCGUCGGGAAAACUUCUUAAUGGAGCCACUGUUUUAACGACUACAAGACCUACUGCCGUAUCAUGCGUAAGAGAUCUUGAAUUCAGCAGAGUAGUUGAAAUUCUUGGAUUUUCAUCUGGGAAAGUGAAAAACUAUGUGGAGAAGUUCGCAGGGGAUGACAAAGAUGCAGGAGAAACGAUAUGGCAACAUAUCAGCAACAACCUUAACCUCUUUUCGUUGUGCUAUAUACCGGUAAACUGUUUCAUCAUUUGUUCCUGCUUGCUAUACAUGCUGCAGAACUUUGGUUCCAAUUCCAUUCAUGGUUUAACUAGCCUGCCAACUAAGCUAACCGAUAUAUACAGCUUCGCCGUAAAGCUUAUGUUCUUCAGGCUCAGUGACAGAUACCGCAAUAAAACUGAUGUUCAGGAAGAAAUUUUCAAAACAUUCGAUGAGCUGGCUGAAGACGUGAAAGAGGAUUUUAAGAAACUGGGAAAAGUUGCUUUUAAAGGAAUUAAAGAAGGAAGAUUAACGUUUGAAUCUGACGAAGUUACGAACCUAGAGGAUUGUGGCCUACUUCACCGCUUGCCUGAUUUAAAACCAGAGGCGAAGCGAUCCCUCGAAAAACCAAAAGCUCAAUACUGUUUCCAGCAUCUGACCAUCCAAGAGUUUUUCGCAGCAAAGCAUGUGACAGACAACAUGGAAGAAGCCGAAUUGCGACAAUUUGUUAAAAGUCACAUCGCGGACGGUGCAUGGCAAGUGGUGUUGCAGUUUGUGGCUGGACUUCUCAGUGACCGAGAUAAACGACUGACUUACAUUUUCACGAACCUUCUGCCAGUGUCGACAUAUGAGGAAGAACAAGAGGAACUGGAGCCCGGCAUAGUAACCUGUUGGCCAAGGGAGGUAGAUGCAAAUUUAGCGUUAACGUUAUGUCACUGUUUAUAUGAGAUUGACGCAGAUGAUUCAGCCGUGCAAAACAAAGUAAGAGAGAUUGGUUUUAAUGCUGUAGUGUUUGAAGAUUGUGCACUAAGAUCUGUUGAUUGUACUGCAAUAGCCAAUUUUCUUAAAAAGCAGAACGAAAUUUUAAUGAUUGACUUGCAUGAUAACGAGGUUGGCUGCCUGGGAUGUAAAGAAAUAAGCAAGGUUCUCAGUGAUGGUAACUGCAAACUUAGCAGGUUAAGGCUCGGUCGUAACAGUAUAACCGAUGAAGGAGUAAAGUACUUGGCUGAAGCAUUAAAGCACAGUAAUUGCAAAUUAAAUAGCUUAGACCUCACCGGUAACGAAUUUGCCGAUGAAGGAGUAAAGUAUUUGGCUGAAGCUUUGAAGUACAGUAACUGCAAACUAAACAACUUAAACCUCGCCGAAAGACAUUUAACCAAUGAAGGAGUAAAGUAUUUGGCUGAAGCUUUGAAGGACAGUAAUUGCAAAUUAAACAGCUUAAACCUCAAAUGUAACAAAUUAACUGAUGAAGGAGUAAAGUAUUUGGCUGAAGCUUUGAAGGACAGUAAUUGCACAUUAAACAGUUUAAACCUUAGCUAUAACGAAUUUACCGAUAAAGGAGUAAAGUAUUUGACUGAGGCUUUGAAGUACAGUAAUUGCAAACUAAACAGCUUAGUCAUGUCAAACCUUUUCGGAAGACAUUUAACCCAUGAAGGAGUAAAGUAUUUAGCUGAAGCUUUGAAGGACAGUAAUUGCACAUUAAACAGUUUAAUCCUUAGCUUUCACAAAUUUACCGAUGAAGGAGUAAAGUAUUUGGCUGAAGCUUUGAAGGACAGUAAUUGCAAACUAAACAGCUUAGAUCUCGAACACAACAAUUUAACCAAUGAGGGAGUAAAGUAUUUGGCUGAAGCUUUGAAGGUCAGUAAUUGCAAAUUAAACAGCUUAAACCUCCGUCGUUACCCAAGUCAAAACUUAGUGACAGAUGAGGGAGUGAAGUAUUUGGCUGAAGCUUUGAAGGACAGUAAUUGCAAACUAAACAGCUUAAACAUCGCCGAAAGAUAUUUAACCAAUGAAGGAGUAAAGUAUUUAGCUGAAGCUUUGAAGGACAGUAAUUGCAAACUAAACAGCUUACACCUUGCCAAAAACAAUUUAACCAAUGAAGGAGUAAAGUAUUUGGCUGAAGCUUUGAAGGACAGUAAUUGCAAACUAAACAGCUUACACCUUACCGGAAACAAUUUAACCAAUGAAGGAGUAAAGUAUUUGGCUGAAGCUUUGAAGGACAGUAAUUGCACAUUAAACAGUUUAAUCCUUAGCUAUAACAAAUUUAACGAUGAAGGAGUAAAGUAUUUAGCUGAAGCUUUGAAGGACAGUAAUUGCACAUUAAACAGUUUAAUCCUUAGCCAUAACAAAUUUAACGAUGAAGGAGUAAAGUAUUUGGCUGAAGCUUUGAAGGACAGUAAUUGCAAACUAAACAACUUAGAUCUCCACUCAAACAAUUUAACCAAUGAAGGAGUAAAGUAUUUGGCUGAAGCU
Porites lobata is the source of this 4002-nucleotide messenger RNA. The record is from the annotation of a GenBank genome assembly. NCBI's taxonomy places the organism in Eukaryota, Metazoa, Cnidaria, Anthozoa, Scleractinia, Poritidae.